AUGUCAGAAAUAAGAGCUACGGAUCUGAUUGCCGUUAGACUUAACAUUGAAAACAGAAAUGACGAAGUUCCUGUGUUUGUCAACCAGCCGACCAAGUUUCUGACCACUAUAAGUCAAAACCCUGCCUUAAACUCCAAGGUCUUUGAGCUGAAUGCUGUAGAUGCUGAUCCCAAUUCUCUGGUCAGAUACUACAAGAUAGGAGGUGACGAUGAAUUUGCUGUGCAGGAGACAACAGGAAUAGUUAGCAACACUGUCACAGCAUUGAAUAGUGGUCAGGAGUACGAGAUUCUCGUCCAGGCGCAAGAUAUCAGCGCCAGUCCACCCCAGGUCAGCGAGUCAAAAAAUCUGCGUAUUUUCGUUGGGGAGUUGCCGCCACAAUUCUUUGAGGAAUCAUACACAAUGGAUUGUCCUGAAGAUGCUAAUAGUGGUUACAGUGUUGGUACAGUAAGGGCUAAAUCAUUUCAAGGCCAGUCAAUUAUGUACUCCCUGAAAACUGACACAAAUCAGGACUCCGCGGAGUUCUACCUUCACCCUACUGAUGGUAUCGUCAGCACCAAGAAGGUCUUGGAUUACGAAAGGGACCCACAUACCUACAAUCUGAGAGUUAUUGCACAAGAGGGACUUUCUGGCAAAACUAGCACUGCCUCAUUGGUGGUUAAUCUCCUAGACAGAAAUGACAACAAACCAAUUUUCUCACUGGCUGAAUAUAUAGUGCCUACUCCACUGGCUGAAAAUACACCAGUAGGACAGUCCUUUUUUGAAGUUGCUGCCCAGGAUGCAGACUCCGGCACCAAUAUGCAGAUUACUUAUUCCAUUCAAAAUGCUCUGGAUGGAAGUUACUUCAGUGUGUCCACAGAAAACAACAGGGGCAUUUUAAGAAUAGCUAAGGCACUUGACUAUGAAAACAAAACGGACCACACAUACCGUUUUAUUGUCCAAGCCACUGAUCAUGGAGCACCUGCGCAGACGGGAACCACAGUAGUGAGGCUCCGCGUGUCCAACGUAAACGACGAACCUCCGCAGCUGAUCCCCAACACACUCUAUGUCAGUGUUAAUGAAGACUCAGUUCCUGGACCAGACGGAAAACUUGUGACUGUACUGCAAGCCAGAGAUCCCGAUAAUGAUGGAAUUACUUUUGCUUUUAAAGACCAAAAUGGUAAUCCGACCAAUCAAAUAAUGCCAUUCCGUCUGGAUGAUAACACAGGGAAUAUCAGAUUGGUUGGUCCAAUAGAUGCAAACCGAGCCAACUAUAUCUUGAAUGUUAUUGCUACUGAUGAUGGUGCCUGCUGUGGUGGUGGGACUAGACUGACCAGUGAAGGAGUGGUCAUUGUCGAAAUCCUGGAUGUUGUCAACUCAAAGCCCGAUUUUCCAGACUGUGCUUCAAUGAAUCCUUCAAUCGUUGAGAGCGCUCCCCCAUCUACUUUUGUUUAUCAGGUUAGAGCACAAGAUGCAGACAGUGGUAGCAAUGGCCUUAUCAAGUACAGCUUGCUGUGGGCACCUCAAGCUCGCAUCCGUCCAUUCAGCAUUGACCAGACGUCAGGCAACAUGACCACCACUGAGAUGCUGGACAGAGAGCAGUACAAAACCGUCAGUGUGACUGUGAAAGCAGAGGACAGUGGAAAUCCACCCCUAGCAGCCUUCUGUUCAUUCCAAGUUACCAUUACCGACAUAAAUGAUAACUCUCCUGUCUUUGACAAGGGAGAAUACACCACAGCAUUGUCAGAAGACAAGGAUGUUGGAUACAAUGUAAUUCGUGUACGAGCUACGGAUAAAGACUCUGCUGUUAACAGCCAGCUGAAGUACAGGAUUAUUCCAUCACCUACUAGUGCUUUCUUCCAGAUUAACGAAGACUCGGGGGUUAUCUCUCUAGCCAGGGCACUGUCUCAGGUCCAGGAAGCAGUAUUCACUGUGGAAGCAAUGGACCAAGGCACUCCACAGCGGGGCGAAAACGUCACCGUCAGAAUUUCUAUCACCGACCAGAGCAACACUCCUCCAGAAUGGGUUGAGAACAUUGAUGGCAGAACCUAUCGAAUUAUGGAAAAUGAGACUGCUGAUCACAUUGUAACUACCAUCUCUGCCAGAAACACCAUCGAGGGACAGACUGGUCUGUCAUUCCGUAUCAUUGAUGGUGGAAAUGAAUUCCAAAAUGGUGUCCGAAGAUCUUUUUAUGAAAGACCAGUUGAUGAAACUUCCUUCGAGGUCCUUACUUACAGAGCUCUUGACUACGAAAAUCUCCAGCGCUAUGAAUUGAAAGUACAAGCUUCGAACAAGGCACAGAACAGGCUUACCCUGUACAAAGAAGCCAUCAUAUAUGUGGAACUGAUUGAUGUGAACGAUGAGAUUCCACAGUUUGAGGAUAUCGAUACCUCGGGUUACAUCUUGGGCAGUGUACCAGAGAAUGAACAAACCAACUGGCAGGUUGUUACAGUGCAAGCAGUUGAUGCUGACACCAUACCCGAUUAUAAAAGGGUAAGGUACAGUUUCGCUCCACCAGAACCAAAUGAGGAAGAUUAUCGCACCAAAUUUGCCAUUGAUUCCAGCACUGGCACCAUCACAUCACGGGUUUCAUUUGACAGGGAAGAGAGGCGAACCUAUUUUGUGACGGUAGCUGCUGAAGACAGUGCUCCAUCAGCCAGGAAGAGCGUAAAUGGACCCAAUCGAGCUGUGGCGACUGUUAAGAUAAUUGUGACGGAUAAGAAUGACAACACGCCAAUGUUUGCCAAAGCUCGCUACAACACGUCCGUGUUUGAAGACGCAGAGAUUGGAGAAGUCAUCUUUCAGUUGACUGCAAGUGAUGCUGAUGAAGAUGGCUCCUUGAGUUAUUUUAUCAGUGCCGGAAAUAUUGACGGUGCGUUUGGAGUAACGCCAGACACUGGAGAGAUCAUUGUGCAGAGACGCCUAGAUUUUGACAGAGGAACAAGACACUACAACUUGACGUACAGAGUUGAUGAUGGCUUACAUUCCAACACCACCAUUUUGGAAAUAAUUGUCAAGGACGUCAAUGAUAAUGCUCCAGAAUUCAGUCAAGGAACCUACGAGGCGCGAGACAUCAUGGAGAAUGAUAACAAUGUUCCCAGAGAUUUAUUGAGGGUAAGUGCCACAGAUCCAGACACCAGCCGUAACAACACCAUACGGUACAGUUUGGACGGUCAGUUUGCCAGAGAUGGCUACUUUAAUGUUGAUCCAAUAACUGGACAAGUCAGGCUACUCAAGCCGCUUGAUCGUGAUCCACCGGAGGGCAGGCCAAUCUGGGAGGUCAACGUUCUCGCAGUUGAUGAACCAUCAUCCCCUAACGCCCUGACCGGAUAUGCGGAGAUCAAGGUAUACGUCCUGGAUCAGAAUGACAAUGCACCUGUCUUUGUCCCUGAGAGGCUGAAAGGAACGGUUAUGGAAGGAGAAAUAGUCUCCAACUUUAUGACAGUGGUGGCCACAGAUAAAGACGCAGAGAACAAUGCCCUGGUCACUUACUCCAUCCUCCAGAACAGUGUAGGUGCCAAUGGGCAGAACCUUUUCAGUAUUCAGAGCAGUGGCACCAACAAAGGGGGCAUCUCUACUUUGACAACGACUCUCGACCGUGAAGUGCAGUCACAAUAUGAGCUGGUGGUGCAGGCCCAGGAUAACCCAUCAGAUGGUAGCCAAAGCCUAUCCUGUGAGUAG
Lingula anatina is the source of this 3657-nucleotide messenger RNA. Its product is annotated as neural-cadherin. Gene Ontology annotation, biological process: cell migration; multicellular organism development; homophilic cell-cell adhesion. Gene Ontology annotation, cellular component: catenin complex; plasma membrane. Gene Ontology annotation, molecular function: cadherin binding; calcium ion binding; beta-catenin binding. NCBI's taxonomy places the organism in Eukaryota, Metazoa, Brachiopoda, Lingulata, Lingulida, Lingulidae. The record is from RefSeq and is a predicted model, not a curated record.